This is a messenger RNA of Exaiptasia diaphana, 2409 nucleotides long. RefSeq names its product L-gulonolactone oxidase. NCBI's taxonomy places the organism in Eukaryota, Metazoa, Cnidaria, Anthozoa, Actiniaria, Aiptasiidae. The transcript is spliced from 14 exons. Bases 141 to 1514 code for a protein of 457 amino acids. The record is from RefSeq and is a predicted model, not a curated record. Gene Ontology annotation, molecular function: D-arabinono-1,4-lactone oxidase activity; FAD binding. Gene Ontology annotation, cellular component: membrane.
UCUACACUUCAACGUGACAUAACACGAGUUCUUGACAUUGCGGCAUUUUGCACCGUUUUCUUCACUUUUUAAAGUGAUUAAAACUAUUUAAAUUAUCAACGACACAUAUCGGAAUUSAUACAGCAAUGUAGACCGUCGAAAUGAGKGAGGAGUCUGUWGCUGACGAAGUUUUAAGYGUCCUACAAAGRGGAAAGACCGGCUUUCAUUUCACAAACUGGUCGGAAACUUUCUCAUGCUCGCCUCAGUUUUACUUCGAACCAGAGUCUACACAAGAAAUAAGACAGAUCGUUCAAGUUGCGAAGCAAUUAAAACGCUGUGUGAGAAUUUGUGGUGCUGGUCAUUCCCCUUCAGAUAUUGUAUGCACGCCUGACUUUCUUGUGAGCUUGAAAAAAUAUAACGAUGUUUUGAAUGUUGAUACAGAGAGAAAGCAGAUYACAGUCCAGGCAGGGCUAAUGCUUUCAGAUCUUCAUGGUAUUCUAGACUCUUAUGGUCUUGGAUUUUCAAAUCUUGGUGCUUUGUCUGACUUCACAUGUGGCGGAGUGAUAUCAACAUGUGUCCAUGGAUCAGGUGCUAAUUAUGGUCUACUGGCAACAUUGGUUGUGAGCCUUGAGCUUAUGACGGCAGAUGGGAGAAUUAUUGAAUGCAGUCAAACUGAAAAUCAAGAUAUUUUCAAGUCAACAUUAUGCGGUUUGGGUGCACUGGGAAUUAUAUUGUCAAUCACAUGGCARUGCGAACUUGCGUUUAAUCUUCAUGAGAAAACUGAUUCAUGUCAUCUAGAUGAGAUGCUUGAAAAACUUGACAAAGAAAUUUCUUGUUGUGAACAUUUUAAGUUUAUGUGGUAUCCUCAUACUAACAUGGUUAAUGCAACAUAUUUAAACAGAACAACCAAGGCUUCAGUAAAGCCUAGGUCAAGUUGGUGGAAGGACUGGUUUUUUGGCUUUUAUCUUUUAGAAUUUCUUUACUGGCUAAGUUCUUUCUUGUCCAGUCUGGUUCCAGUCAUAAAUAGGCUGUAUUUUCGAGUAUUUUGUGAAGAACCRCGAGAAAGAAUUGAUAAAAGCUAUAAGAUCUUCAAUUUUAAUUGCUUAUUUAAGCAACAUGUAACUGAAUGGGCAAUUGAGAGAAAGAAAACACCCUAUGUCCUUCGCCGUCUAAGAGACUGGACAGAGCAUAGUGGUUUUAAUGUCCAUUUUCCAGUUGAAGUGCGUUUCGUUAAAGCCGAUGAUAUUUAUCUUAGUCCAUGUUACCAGAAAGAUGUGACUUUUAUCAAUAUUAUUUCUUACAGACCUUACGGCAAAGAUGUUCAGCGUGAAGAGUGGUGGAACUACUAUGAAGAGCUUAUUACCUCAGUUGGUGGGGUACCUCAUUGGGCCAAGGCACAUAAUUUCAGUGCUUCAAAUUUCGAGAAGUUGUAUCCAAAGUUUUUUGAAGUGCGUGAAUUGUGCAAGAAGUUGGAUCCUGAUGGAAUUUUCCGUAAUCAAUAUGUAAACAGAGUUUUGUUUGAGAGAGGACAAUGACAUCACACCAAGUCACAUGAUAUUACCAGACUCUCUCUAAUUGAUGUGACACAGGAACUCCAUUUAGUUAGUAUUUAUUAGRGAUAAGGAGAGUAGAGUCUGUCGUAUAACUUCCAUAUACAUUGUAUUGUUGUCCCUAUACAUGGCCCUGAUGUACAUAUAGAAGUCUCUCAUGUCCCUAUAGAAGGUUCAUUAAUUAUAUAUUCAAUCUUAUGUACAAAUACGUGGUUAUUCAUGCAUGCCAUUUGGAUAAAUACAACAAAAAAUUCAGGUUCACUCAAGCGAAUUGAACAUGGCUUGAUGGUUAGGAUGGUUUAGGGAAAAUAUAGGACUAGGCAAUACUGUAGCGCAUCAAAUCCUAAUGCUCUUCCUUAAAAGAAUUUCUUUGAAAAAAGUCUAAGUUCUUCUCCGCAUAGUACGUAUACGCAUGAGAGGCCUUCUGUGUGUAUCUCAAUGGCCUUGCACAUGUACAGCCUUAUAUGGAAGUCAUGCAAGAGAUCCUUCUCAAAUCGAAGCYACAAAUUUCUGACCCAAUGUGUUUAUUUAAACAACCAUGAAAUGGUGAAAAGUCUUGUACAAUUUUUAGACUUCUGCAUUAUUUAAUAUUAGCUAUAACUUAUUCAAUAAUACAAUUUUUUUUUUUCAAGAGCUGUCUGCUUUGGGUUAUCUGUAUUAUAUCGACACAGGAAGACCGAUUUUUAAAUGAACUUAACAUUUUUGUUCAGAAAAAAAAGGCAAAAUGAUUAAAAGUAUUUCAUAAGCAAACUAAUGUACCAUUUGAAUAUAAUUGUAUUCAAGAAAAAGUCUUGUAUUUAUUAUGAAAAAGUUAGUCAUAACUUUCAAUUCAGCUCAAAAACCACACUCUUACGAAAACAAUGAAAGUUUCCGGUCACAA